This is a messenger RNA of Aphidius gifuensis, 1359 nucleotides long. RefSeq lists its product as uncharacterized. Gene Ontology annotation, molecular function: olfactory receptor activity; odorant binding. Lineage: Eukaryota; Metazoa; Arthropoda; Insecta; Hymenoptera; Braconidae. Gene Ontology annotation, biological process: detection of chemical stimulus involved in sensory perception of smell; sensory perception of smell. The transcript is spliced from 10 exons. Bases 1 to 1359 code for a protein of 452 amino acids. Gene Ontology annotation, cellular component: plasma membrane. The record is from RefSeq and is a predicted model, not a curated record.
AUGGAGGUUUGGGAAAGUGUGUAUUAUCGUACAAAUAAACGUGCAUUACAAAUUUAUGGCCAAUGGCCUUUUUAUUCAAAAUUUCGUACUCGAUGUCAUCGAAUAAUUAUUUACACAAUUUUAUUAAGUAUAUUAACACCAAAGAUGAUUAAAUUCAUAGAAUCAUUUGGUGAUAUUGAUGAAACGAUUGAAUGUUUACCAAUGAUUGCAACUCAUUUUGUAUCACAAACAAAAUUUGUAGCAUGGACAUUUACAUCAAGCGAAAUGAAAAAAUUAAUAAUCAUGAUGGAAAAACAAUGGAAGGAAAUAACGUCAAUUGAAGAUCGUAAAUUACUUGAUUAUUAUGCAAAACGUGGACAAGUUACAACAAGAUUAUAUGCCAUUGCGCUAUUUGGUGUGAUGGGUGUGUACUUAGCAACAGCUGGACUUCCAAAAUUAUUAGAUAAAAUAAAUCCAUUGAAUGAAACAAGACCAAAAAUAUAUUUAUACAAAACUGAGUAUUUUGUUGAUCAAGAUGAUUAUUAUAAAGAAAUAUUAAUACAUGCAUAUUUGACAGUGCCAUUAUCUGUUGGUGUCAUUAUUUAUUUUGACAAUAUGCUUGCGUGUUAUAUCAGUUUUGCAAAUGGAAUGUUUGCAAUAGUCAGAUUUAUUGAAUUGGCUGAAUCAUCAACGACACUUGCAUUAUUAUUUGUUGCUGGAUUAAAUACAGUUGUGAUAACAGUCACAGGGAUAGUUUCAGUUAUGAAAAUUGAUAAACCGAGUGAAGCAUCACGAUACAUGGCGUUCACAUUGGGUGGAAUUUUUCAUUUAUAUUAUAUCAGUUUUUUGGGUAAUCAACUUAUUCAAGGAAGUGCAUCUGUACACAGAGCCUGUUAUGAUAAUGAGUGGUAUACUUUACCAAUAAAUUAUCAAAAAUUAUUAAUUCCAAUAAUGAUGAGAAGUAAAAAACCGUGUCAGGCAUAUCCUAUGGUUGGAAUAACACUUGUAUUUAUGACAUCACCUGCAAUACCAUUGGUGUGUGAUAUAAUAGCACCAUUAAAUGAAUCACGACCUCGUGUAUUUCUUUAUGAAACUGAAUAUUUUGUUGAUCAAGAUGAAUAUUAUUUUCAUAUAUUAAUUCAUGAAUACAUGACAGUUCCAUUGUCAAUUGCUUUGACUGUUUAUUACAAUACUGUUCUUGGUUCAUGGAUUUAUCAUGCUACUGGAAUGUUGGCAAUUGUAUCAUAUCAGUUGGAAAAUAUGCAUGUUUUAUCUGAAGGUGAUAAAGCAUUUAAAGAACAUGAAAAAAAUCAAAACAUUUACGAACGUUUAACGUAUUGUAUAAAACUUCAUAGCAGUACUAUUGAGUAUUUAUUAUAA